This is a messenger RNA of Suillus bovinus, 513 nucleotides long. Its product is annotated as Ctr copper transporter. Gene Ontology annotation, cellular component: plasma membrane. Bases 1 to 513 code for a protein of 170 amino acids. Gene Ontology annotation, biological process: copper ion transmembrane transport; intracellular copper ion homeostasis. The record is from RefSeq and is a predicted model, not a curated record. The transcript has 3 exons. Lineage: Eukaryota; Fungi; Basidiomycota; Agaricomycetes; Boletales; Suillaceae. Gene Ontology annotation, molecular function: copper ion transmembrane transporter activity.
AUGAUGACGCCCUGGUUACAUUUCAGUGGUGGAGACUACUUGAUUUUCAAGACUUGGAUGCCUGAGUCGAAAGGUGCAAUCACCGGCGCUUGCAUUGCGCUAGUCGCGUUUUGUAUUCUUGAACGUUGGAUUUCGGCGUUCCGACGUCAAAUGGAGAUUCAAUGGGGAGUGCUUGCGCUACUCUUACAAACGCAGCGUAAUUCGGAUGAUGCCCAACACAUCCACGAUAAACCCAAAGAUUCUUCCGAUGGGAUAGAUGCGAUUGAGAGGUCUUCCUCUCUUCCAUUCACUCCAACGACAGUCCGCAGUCGCUCGAGGCUUGUGCCUCCCUUCAUUCCCAUGCAGGAUAUUCCACGGGGGAUAUUGCAAGCUGUUCAAUCACUCUUUUCGUACGCCUUGAUGUUGGCGGUCAUGACGUUCAAUGCCUCGUAUAUCAUAUCCAUCAUUGUGGGUCUUGCCAUAGGUGAAAUUCUGUUCGGGCGAAUUGGUCGCCUAAAUGGAGGUCGAGUUUAG